Molecule: messenger RNA, 2761 nt
Organism: Eublepharis macularius
Lineage: Eukaryota; Metazoa; Chordata; Lepidosauria; Squamata; Eublepharidae
Product: cadherin-like protein 26
Exons: 16
Coding region: 287-2683 (798 amino acids)
Biological process (GO): cell morphogenesis; multicellular organism development; cell-cell junction assembly
Cellular component (GO): catenin complex; plasma membrane; adherens junction
Molecular function (GO): calcium ion binding; cadherin binding
Source: RefSeq, a predicted model, not a curated record
GGACCGUAGUGACUUCCUGCAAUUUGACAGGGGAGCAAAAAAGCCUCUGACAAUAUGAAAAGUGAUGCCUGUCCUAUAAAAAUUGCCCCAGGACGUCUUUCUUUGAACUUUAUGCUGCUAUAUUCCCUGUUGCAAAUUUGCUCAGCAUCCAUGUCAGGAGGAGUUCCAGCUACAAUGUGACCAUCAAGCAAGGAAGGGACACUCUCUUUCCUUUCAGAUUCACCGAAGGGAGAAGCGGCUGUAUCAGCUAAGCGGCAGUCAAGAGCACAGCGAAUUCUUCCUGGCGAUGAGACGCCUGCAUACUCCCUUCCUUGCACUUUUCCUCCUGGCGAACGUAUACCUGAAUCCGUUGGAAAGCCUUCAUCCUUUGUGGCGCAUGAAAAGAACCUGGGCUGUUACCACCCUAGAACUAGUGGAGGAAGACAAGGGCCCUUUCCCAAAAUGUUUUGAAGAGCUCUUCACUGACCACAAAUCAUUUGAUACAGAUGUGAAAUAUGUAGUCAAUCCACAAGGCAUGCAUAUUGGAUUGUUUUCUUUUCAAGAUGACGCCGGGGGUCGCCUAUGUGUGAACCAUCCCAUUGAUCGAGAGACUACUUCCUCGUUCAUGAUACGUUUUGAUGCUGCAAACAAAAUAACUGGGGAACCAAUGGACCAAUCUUUGUUAUUCAAAAUUCAAAUUAGAGACAUAAAUGACAACGCACCCAUGUUUACCGAGAAGGAAUUCAACAUCUCCGUGAAAGAAAACCACAACAGAGAUGAGCCAGUUUACCAAAUCACAGCUACAGAUAAGGAUGAAGAAGGCACUGAAAAUUCUCGAGUGCGGUAUUCCCUUAUUUCUCAGAUGCCAGCCACAAAAGAUCCCGCUUUCUCUGUUGAUUGUCACAAAGGCCUGAUACGAUUUUCAGGAUGCUCACGUUACGAGGAUGCCCGUGCUUUCAAACUUCUGAUCAAGGCAACGGACCACGGAAUUCCAAAACAGUCGUCAACAGCAACAAUUAAUAUUGCUAUACAAGAUGCCAACAACCACCUGCCUGUAUUCUCUAAGGAAAAUUAUCAGCUGGAUAUCCUAGAAGGCAAAACAGCAAGUGAUCUCCUACGCCUGAGCGUGGAAGAUAAAGAUUCUCCCAACACGCCUGCUUGGAGAGCAAAAUACAAGAUAGUGAGAGGAAAUGAAAGAGGGAACUUCAUCAUUAAGACGGACCCUAAGACCAAUGAAGGAGUUUUAAGCAUCAUAAAGCCUUUGAUUUAUGAUGGCACCCCUGAGAAGAGGCUUGUAAUUUCUGUGGAGAAUGAAGAACCCUUUUUUAUAUGUGACAGAGGCCAAGUGCGGAACCCUCCUGUACCCCACAGGAACGUGGCUGUGAAUAUUAUAGUCCUAGACGUGAAUGAUGCCCCUCAGUUUCAUUCUCCUAUCCUUGUUCUUCAUAUAAAAGAAGGUGUUGGACCUGGGACCAAGAUUAGUCAAUACACAGCUAGAGAUCCAGACAGAGUCCCAAAUGCAAUAAGAUAUAAAAUAGCUUUUGACCCAGCGCACUGGGUGACUAUUGAAGAACGUACUGGGAUUUUGACAACGGUGAGAAUACUAGAUCGAGAAUCUUCCUAUGUGAACAACAGCAUUUACACCAUUCUGGUCCAUGCCAUUGAUGAUGGUGUUCCUCCACAAACUGGCACAGGAACCAUCCAGCUUUUCCUGAUUGACAUUAAUGACAAUGUGCCAGUACUAGUUACGUGGUCAGUGGACAUCUGCAACGGAAUAGAAAAAGGCUCAUUCCGAAUUACAGCGGAGGAUGCAGACCUCUCUCCUUACGGGGGGCCUUUUGCAUUCACCUUGACUGAGGUCUCAGAGAACACAAAGGAUGUUUGGAAAUUGGGACAGAACUUCGGAGAUUCAGUUGAACUCUUGAUGCUGAGAGGGCUCCCUCUAGGCAAUCACUUGGUGCCCUUCCGCAUUUCAGACAGGCAGGGGUUUUCUGGGAAUCAGAGCUUGCAAGUCAGGGUGUGUCAUUGCCUGAAUGGGAGCGUAUGUGGCCCAGAAAGAAGUCAACUCUGUGGGGAAACCAUCACUGCAAUUGUGUCUCCAUUCAUGGUGUUGACAGCCGUCUCAGGUGUUCUACUCUGGUAUUACUUCUGUACGACAUCUAAGAAAGGACCUCGCAUCAUCCUAGAUCCGUCAGGCACCCAGUCAUUAAUCAACUACACCGAAGAAAGGCAACAGGAUUUGUCUUCGGAUGUCUCCGAUACUAGGAUUCCUUUUACACCAUUCCCAGAGUAUGCAGUAAUUAACAAAAGAAGCCCUCCACCUAUUGAGGUUGAUCCAGCAGUAAUAGUAACAAAUCCAUCUGGAAACCCCCAUCCUCUGCCAACUACCAUCCCACCACCAGUUAAACCCCUGGAAAAGGGGCCCUCGCAUCCCUCUACAGAUAAAAUGCCCUGGAUUAUAUCAGAUAACAACUGGAUUAUGGAAACGCUUGAUGAAAUCUUGAAUUAUAAGCGCAGCCACAUUGACAACAUAGAGGAUGCCAUAGACUCUUACCCACCUCAUGUUUAUGCUGAAGAGGGGAACUUGGAGCGAAAUGAAUCUUGUUGGUCCCUGCCUUUUGUAGGAGAUGAUAACCUGCCUCCGGAUUUCCUGGAUACAUUAGGGCCUACGUUUACCAGUCUUGGCAAGAUCUGCAGCAAAUGAUUCCAGAAUGCUGAGUUAUUUCCCUGAGAGUGGCCAGGAUCCCCCCAGAUUCUUUUGAACUUGAAUUAUACAGAGAGA